Molecule: messenger RNA, 2151 nt
Organism: Nematostella vectensis (starlet sea anemone)
Lineage: Eukaryota; Metazoa; Cnidaria; Anthozoa; Actiniaria; Edwardsiidae
Product: ELMO domain-containing protein 2
Exons: 10
Coding region: 299-1240 (313 amino acids)
Molecular function (GO): GTPase activator activity
Source: RefSeq, a predicted model, not a curated record
UUCAUUUUAAUUUGUGCUCGUAAAAAACGAUCACAAACUCCAAAUGCAUCAAUAAGAUCAAUCUACACGAAUUUCAUAAUUAUUUAAGAUCAAUGCUCGAAAAUUCUAUUUUUCUCUGUAUGUUCAGUCAUUAUUAGCUCUAGAGUUGAUCUUUCGCCUCCCCUUAUCUAACGUCCCGUUUUGGCUUUCUUGCUAUCAAAUGUCUACCGUGGGUUCCCUGAUCUCCUUCCGUCAUUAAUUCAGGGAGGAUUACGAAUACAGGAGGGUUUCUUAUCAGGACUCACUAGAUCAGCUAAUAAUGGUGGAAAUCUGGACCUAUCUUUCUUUCUUCUUCUGGUAUCGCAGAGUAGUGAAAUGGUUGCUUCAUUUUGGGACAGGCUCAUGUGAAUUACAAAGGAUUUGUUACAAAGCCCAAUAUGGUGCACCUAGGACCUCACAAGUUGAAUAUUCUUUGAGGAAUUCAAAAAUACAGGCAUUAAAUGAGCUGCCAGAUAAACAAAAUGCUGAUAUAAGCCAAGCAGUACAGAUGAUUAUGUCAACAAAAAAGAUUGAUAUUGGCAAAGAGAAAGUAUUUUAUGACAAUAUGUUAGUAUGUCUCAAGCAGAUCUGUGGUUAUACUGAUUUGAUUAAAACCAUCAAUGAGUAUCGAAAAGAACGGUACAAUUCAGACAACAAGGAUCAUGAAAAAAAGUUACUUAAGCUUUGGGAGCUUAUGAUGCCAGGAACAAAGCUAGAAAACAGAAUUACCUCCCAGUGGGGAGACAUUGGCUUCCAGGGAAAAGACCCCAUGACAGACUUUCGGGGGAUGGGUAUGCUUGGAAUGGAUAAUCUGCUUUAUUUUGCAUCAAACCACUCUUCCGCAGCUAGAAAAGUGUUGUCAAAUUCUCACCACCCAAGCUAUGGGUACUCCUAUGCCAUUGUUGGUAUAAACAUCACGGGCAUGGCUUUCAGGCUUCUAGAAGAUGGCUCCUUGAGAAAUCAUUUCUAUAACUGCAAACAUGACAAACCAUCUCCUACUGACUUCCAUGAAGUCUACUGUUAUCUGUUGUAUGAGUUCAAUUCCUUUUGGAUGAUUGAGAAGCCAGCAAGUGUCAUGGAAUUCAACAAGUACAAGGACUUAUUUGAGGAGAAAAUUGGUAGAAUGUUAAAAGAUACGAAUGUGCGCCUUAUACUUAAACACUCGACAAUAGACCAGAUGGGGUCUCUGACAUCACUCAAUUCCUUGGAUACACAUUUCUAGGUAGGCAGUGCAGGCUUCCACAGGGGGGGAGGGGAGGUGAGCGUUAAUCAUGGGCAUAACUAGAAAAAAAAAGGUUUGGGAGGGAGCUCGCAUAUCUUGGGGGAAGGGAUAAUUCUAUGAUAUGAUUGUAUAGGGAUUACAGUAAAAAAAAAUUCUUGAAAAAUACAGUACAUUAUGAAGGUGUGUCAUAUUUGUUAUACUGUCAAAGAAUGAAAAUAUUCUUCAUUAAUUGCUUACACAUUUAGAAAAUUUGACCAAAAAGAUAGCAAAUGCUGUUCUUAUCCUCAAAAUUACCAAAUACUGUACAGCGAUAAUGGUAAAACAAUGAUGAUAAGGGAACAUAAAGUUGAAUUAUAGUUUAUAUUCGAUUCAUACACGGGGGUGUGCCGGGUGCACACCAAAAAGGGUGGGCACCGAAAAGUGGGUCAUUUCUUAUUAAAGGAUCCUAUUUCCAAAUGGUACCCUACCUUAUGAAUGUGCCCCCCCCUAAGGCAAUCCUGGAUAUAUGCCUGUAUAUAUUGCUUUUCUAAUUUAGAAAAACAGCCUGCUAGCAUGCUUUCAUUUUGGUUAAUCUUGGGCUAAUCGUGGCACUUUAAUGAACCGCAGUGCAAGCUGUCUAGUAGGUUUAAGGAUGUCACCAUAUUUUUCCCAAAAUAUUUAUUUAAAAAACAUUACACUUUGAAUACAUAUAUAUACACACACAAGAUUGUAAAUAAUCAAUAUCCCAUUAUUUAUGAAUUCCACCAGACUAGUCAAUUUUAAUGGUAAAUCAUUUUGUAAAUAUUUUAAAAGCAAUUAAAUGUAAUUAUAAAAUAUUGUUGAUUCAUAGGAUUCAUAAGUUAUCAUAUUAGUUCUGUAAGUUGCUGAAUGUCUACUGCACUUGAAAAAAAUGUAAAAACAUUCAAAGAAAA